AUGUCCGCGCCCUUCAAGGACACGGCAGAUGCCCAUGGCCUGAGCGAGCUCAUCACUCAGGUGCUGUAUGGGAAGGUAGUGCCGGGCAUGUGCAUCACGAUGAUUUUUGGCAACUUCUACUACGCCUGGAUGGCCGUCCGGUUGAUGAGAAAAGACAAGGGCAAACAUGUUUGCACCUUGCCAUACGGCCUCUUGGCUGCUUCGGUGUGA
Symbiodinium pilosum is the source of this 210-nucleotide messenger RNA. NCBI's taxonomy places the organism in Eukaryota, Dinophyceae, Suessiales, Symbiodiniaceae. The record is from the annotation of a GenBank genome assembly.